GCGAAAAAGAAUCAUACAGAGAAGGCAGUCUCGUUAGGAUUCUUAGAGAGGAAGAUCUGUUAUGAUUGUUAUAGAAGGCGUUUUGUACAGAAGAAACCAAUACAUAAAAUCUAGCAGUUGCCCAAAAACGUCAAAAUCAAGAUGGCAAAUCAUCCUAAGUGUCUAAAACUGGCAUUUGUGUUGGUCCUGUGUUGUAACUUGAGCGACUUUAUAAUGGAUUGGGUGUUCUAUGACGACAUCAAGAAUGCAGAGGACGGCUUGGUGUUUGGGCCACAGAACAAUCAACUGGUCACCGCAUCAUUUGUUUUCUGUAUUAUAGGGACAUAUACUUUCCUGAUAGAACUGAUUAUCGACAUACUCGAUUACAAAUGGAACACAGAUUUACUAUCUGAUAUCUCAGAUGUGAUGACAGUUAUAACACUAUUGAUCGAAGACUUGCCUCAGGUCCUCAUCAACUUUGUCAUUGCUUUGUGUCGAGAAGACGUCACCAACAUCGUACAAAUAAUGAAGGCAUCAUCAUCAAUAAUUGAGGUAAUUAUAGCAGUUAUCAUCAUGUUGGUGAAAUACUGCCGAAAAGACGAAAAAUGGAAACUAAGGAAAUGCUGCUUCAAAGCAACAUUAAUUCUUUCAGCCAUAAUAUUAGCAUUUUCCGCAGUUGUCUUUUACCUGGAAACCAACUUCGCAAAGGCACGGAUAAACUUUGACAGCCAUGGCUUGGAAGGCCCAGAAGCAGAUCGGUAUCUUCUGGGAGUGGAUAUCUUUAUGAAAUCUUCAGCCCUUCCAAGUAUCACUAGUGAUCAAUGGUUGAAUAUUACGAGUAUACAAACUAUAACAAGAUUACCUAGUCAGUCUCAGUCAGUAGGGCUCCUCGUCACAGCACAAUACGCAUGGAUGAUGAAGCUGCCCACUUUAUCUGGGGAAUCGCUGCCAUGUUACAAUAUAACACAAGCAUCGAUACUCAAUCCUCUCCCACUGGCACAAUGUCCAGGUAUUCCGUUAUUUACAGAGGACAGUAGGUACAUAACGGUGAAGCUAACGUAUGUGGUCCCAAAUAGGAGACAGCCACUGGGAGAUAUACUGUACAAUUACCAAGUUACUGACCAAAACUGCACGCCAGUCUCGACACCACCCGUGACAUUGAAGUAUUUUAAGGGUAAAUCAGACAGGAAGGACGAUCAGAUCUUGAUCCCACCGUCUGACCUGCAAGAUGUACGAGAAGUAUGGAAGACUGGGAGGGGAUCUUGUAAGAGCACCGCGCGCGAGCAUCCAAAAUUAUCCUCUACGAUAGACGUACCCUGUGUGCAAUUGGGGUAGAUCAACACAAUCUAAUAUGAGCCUGUUCCGUGGACAGGAAGGAUAUCUAAACCCGAGUGUAAGAGGUUGGCUAGUCAGCAUGACGCUUUCCUACUGGGUAUUUUCCUGGAUAUACUUCCAUCUGGCCUGAACACGCCUUGGUUAGCAAAUGUUAUAAUGUUAGGGUUUCAUUCAUUAAAAAAAACACACACACAAAAAAACAAAAAAACGAAAAAACAGGGAAUGCCAUCAAAAUCACAAAAUCGUAAUUCUAAUUCAAAACCGGUAAAAAUAGGGUAAAUAUGAACAAAAAAAUCUAUAUCUGCAUGGAGAAGACCAUUGAGUACAAGAAUAAGAUCAUGCGUUCUAGUGGAGUAAGGCUCUUCUGCGUCAUCGACCAUACAAACAAUGGGCCUUUAGGUUAUAUCACAAACACUGGGCCUUUAGAUUAUAUCACAAACACGGGGCCUUUAGGUUAUAUAUCACAAACACUGGGCCUUUAGGUUAUAUCACUAACACUGGGUCUUUAGGUUAUAUCACAAACAAUGGGUUUUUAGGUUAUAUCACAACCACUGGGCCUUUAGGUUAUAUCAUCAACAAUGGGGUCUUAAGAUUAUAUCACAAACACUGGGUCAUUAGGUUAUAUCACAAACACUGGGCCUUUAGGUUAUAUCACAAACAAUGGGUCUUUAGGUUAUAUCACAAACACUGGGCCUUUAGGUUAUAUCACAAACACUAGGCCUUUCUGUUAUAUCACAAACUCUGGGUCUUUAGGUUAUAUCACAAACACUAGGCCUUUAGGUUAUAUCACAAACAAUGGGUCUUUAGGUUAUAUCACAAACAAUUGGACUUUAGGUUAUAUCACAAACACUGGGCCUUUAGAUUAUAUCACAAACACUGGGCCUUUAGGUUAUAUCACAAACACUGGGUCUUUAGGUUAUAUCACAAACAAUGGGCCUUUAGGUUAUAUCACAAACACUAGGCCUUUAGGUUAUAUCACAAACUCUGGGUCUUUAGGUUAUAUCACAAACACUAGGCCUUUAGGUUAUAUCACAAACAAUGGGUCUUUAGGUUAUAUCACAAACAAUUGGACUUUAGGUUAUAUCACAAACACUGGGCCUUUAGGUUAUAUCACAAACACUGGGCCUUUAGAUUAUAUCACAAACACUGGGCCUUUAGAUUAUAUCACAAACACUGGGCCUUUAGGUUAUAUCACAAACAAUGGGUCUUUAGGUUAUAUCACAAACAAUGGGUCUUUAGGUUAUAUCACAAACAAUUGGACUUUAGGUUAUAUCACAAACACUUGGUCUUUAGGUUAUAUCACAAACACUGGGCCUUUAGGUUAUAUCACAAACAAUUGGACUUUAGGUUAUAUCACGAACACUGGGCCUUUAGGUUAACGUGAUUGAUCGACGGAAGAUGCUUAAACAAUUGACCUCUGUGACCUUGAAACAAGAUCAAUGGUCUUCAUUUUGACAAAACUUGUAGCCCUUCAUCCGAGCAUGUUACUGGUCCAGCGUCAUGACCCUGGUCCUCUAGGUUAAUGGGAAGGUGUUUAACAAUAUGGCCAGACUGACAGGGCCUGCAUCGUGUUCUAGGAUAUUUCAGUGAUUAUGGAAAAACAAUUGUGUCUUCUCACAAACCUUUAUUUUGUUCGUUUAAUGCCCUUGUUUUGGGGAUUUUGAGUAUGAACUACGGCUUCGUUUUGGCGUCAGUAUUCUCUGCUGUCUUCACCCAAAAAUGCUUCGAACCAAUUUUAAUGAAAAUCCAUUUGGACGCUUAGACUUGAAGCUAUUUAUAGGAUAUAUUUCUAAUUUAUACCUUAUAACAAAUGCAAAACAAGUGAUAUCAACAUAUAUUAAUCACUCUUUUUGGCUCGGAUGGAAGCGCACGAUUCCAUCUAUAUCCCCUAUUUGGUUCCACCACUCCAGCCUAAGAGUGAGGAGUGACCUAAAACCUCUACAGCAUUUGACUUUUGGCCUUGAAAGGAGGUCAGCGUAAUUUAUUUGAACGAACUUGGAAGCCCUUCACCCACGUAUUCUACAGCACCAAUAUCACUGCCAUGUAUUUAGGUUAGUUGACACCGAAAGAAUAAAAGAUGGACGUCGCAUCACGGACAUCAGUUCAUAAUCUCGCUUGCGUUCUUUGUUGACGUCAUGCGAGUAUUGUUCAUGUCAGAUAAUAUUUUUAAAUUUUCUUAUAACACUUUAGGCCACUGUAUAUUUAGAAUAAAUCAAUGUAUCUCGAAUGAC
Messenger RNA from Pecten maximus, 3545 nucleotides. RefSeq lists its product as uncharacterized. NCBI's taxonomy places the organism in Eukaryota, Metazoa, Mollusca, Bivalvia, Pectinida, Pectinidae. The transcript has 2 exons. The record is from RefSeq and is a predicted model, not a curated record. Bases 142 to 1314 code for a protein of 390 amino acids.